GCGGGCGGCGGCGCGUGAGGCCGCGCGGUCCCCGGCGCCUUGGGAGCCCGAGUCCCGGCCCCCGCCGCUCCCGCCGCCGCCAUGUCGGGCCGGUCGGUCCGGGCCGAGACCCGCAGCCGGGCCAAGGACGACAUCAAGAAAGUGAUGGCGGCCAUCGAGAAAGUGCGGAAAUGGGAGAAGAAAUGGGUGACUGUGGGCGACACGUCCCUUAGGAUAUUUAAGUGGGUUCCUGUGACAGACAGCAAGGAGAAAGAAAAGUCCAAAUCGAACAGUUCCGCAGCCCGGGAACCUAAUGGCUUUCCCUCUGAUGCCUCAGCCAAUCCCUCUCUCCUUCUUGAAUCCCAGGACGAGAACAGCAACCAGAGCUCCGUGUCUGAUGUCUACCAGCUCAAGGUGGACAGCAGCACCAACUCCAGCCCUAGCCCGCAGCAGAGCGAGUCCCUGAGCCCGGCACACACGUCCGACUUCCGCACCGAUGACUCGCAGCCCCCAACUCUGGGCCAGGAGAUCCUUGAGGAACCCUCCCUGCCCGCCUCGGAAGUGGCCGAUGAGCCGCCCACCCUCACAAAGGAGGAGCCAGUUCCAGUAGAGACCCAGGUUGCUGAGGAAGAGGACGACUCGGGGGCCCCUCCCCUGAAACGCUUCUGUGUGGACCAGCCCGCAGUGCCCCAGACGGCCUCGGCAUCAGAGAGCUAGCACUGCCCGCCGCGCUGCUUCCAGCCCGCUCUUCGUCGCAUUCUGGUUCUGGCUGUGCUGUGUUGCUGGGGAAGGGCCUGCACGUGGACACCUUCCGGGCUGGGAGGCGGGCACCAGAUGUGGGGUAGCAGCAUCGUCUGUCUGUCCCUGGCACUGGGGCCCGCUUGCUCACGAGAAGAGAAGCUCUCAUCUCCUUUCUGCACCCCAAGUAGGCUGGAGCACCAGCCCCCCCAGGGCCGUCUGUGGUAGUCCAGGCCCUCUGGAUGUGGCUGCUGGCGCUCUUAGGAGGCCGGAGAUGCAGAAGGCAAGUCGAGAGAAGAGGGUGCCCCGGGCACCUGAACGGGAGACUGCGGAUGCGCCCACGUGCCAUCGGAUGAGGGCCCUGUAGGCUGCUAGUGGGAAUGACAGGGAAGGAAUGUUGGAGCGAGGGAAGGAACUCCUGCAGGGAGAGACGGGAAAGGUCCAGAGAGUUCUUGCUGUCUUGGCACUUCUGCCCAUUCCUGAGGUUUUGUUGCCUCUCAUGGGCUCUUCAGCUGCUGAGGGUCCUUUGUGUGUUCCCCACCCCCCCCACCCCCGCCAAACCACACCUUCCCAGCAUCCUUGUUAUCACCCCUGCAUUUCAUUCUAGUACCCCUGUUGUGCCACAAACUUCCCCAGCAAGAAUUUGAGGACAGUACCUGCCCCCAUAGCCCAGUUGUUCUAGAAAGUUCCCUUUCCUUUGAAAUCUGCACGUUUAAUUCAACUUUGUGAUCUUAUUUUUUGUUUCAAAAAGAAGUUUAAGAAAACAGAAAUGGGCAACAGUGAGUGAAGACAUAUUUUAGCACUGAAUAGAAUAUUUUUAAAAUUAAACUAUUUGAAAUAUG
Messenger RNA from Sorex fumeus (smoky shrew), 1559 nucleotides. RefSeq names its product BAF chromatin remodeling complex subunit BCL7B (gene BCL7B). Lineage: Eukaryota; Metazoa; Chordata; Mammalia; Eulipotyphla; Soricidae. The transcript is spliced from 6 exons. The record is from RefSeq and is a predicted model, not a curated record. Bases 82 to 696 code for a protein of 204 amino acids.